This is a messenger RNA of Polistes dominula (European paper wasp), 2772 nucleotides long. RefSeq lists its product as uncharacterized. NCBI's taxonomy places the organism in Eukaryota, Metazoa, Arthropoda, Insecta, Hymenoptera, Vespidae. Gene Ontology annotation, cellular component: nuclear membrane. The record is from RefSeq and is a predicted model, not a curated record. Gene Ontology annotation, biological process: nuclear migration along microtubule. Gene Ontology annotation, molecular function: lamin binding; actin filament binding.
UAUAAGUAUAUAUUUACGUACAUAUACAUAUGCAUUGCUAAAGUUGCACUUAAUAUUUAUGAACAAAAUUUUAUAUAAUAUAUAUAAAUGCGCUAUCGAUAAUACAGAGCUAACAGAAAUAACUUAAUUUUAAUGGCAACUCAAAUUGUUAGGUUAAGGUUAAAGGACCUAUAAGUUUGGCGGGAGAUGCUGAAUAAAAUUCAUUACGUUAAAAACGCUAGUGGUUUGCAGUUUUAAAAAAAACAUUUCAAUGAAGAUUGUUUAUUUAGUAAAAUGAAAAAAUGGAUUCUAUAUAUUACUUGCUGUGUAAUUUUAUAUCGAUCUUCAUUACAAUUCUUUUAAUAUUUGUCACGUGUAUUGUUGUCUUCCUAAGACUAAAAUUAAGAUGGCCUAAAAAAGUAAAUUGCUGGUUUUGUCAUAAUAACACAAAAGUGAGACGAGAACAGAUCAAUUGGUGGUUAUGUCCAUCCUGUGAACAGUACAAUGGAUUUUCCAAGGAUGGAAAUUAUAUGUAUGAUAUACCAGAGCAAUAUAAAGUUUCUACCAAUAACUCUACAAAAUAUUGUAGUAGUAAACCUGAAACAGUACCGUUCUCAAAGAAUACAUUUUGUAAGAAAUGCAAUAAAAAUCAGAAAGUUAAAUUAAUAGAACUUUCAAAUUUUGAGCCAACCAAUGAAAAAAAAUAUGAUGAAGAAAUUAAACAAUUUAAAAAUUCUUUAGAAUUAAAAUAUCCACUUUGUACAAAUUGUAAUGGCAUAGUACAAAAUGUAUUGGCUAAACAGAAAAUGUGGCUUGAUCAUUAUAAAAUGAUGUUUUUUAAACGUAAACCUUUACAUAAAUUUAUUACUAAUGCAAAACAAUUCGAAGGAUUUUUCAGAGUAAUUUCAACUAUUUUUGAUUCAGUUAUUGUAUAUAAUAAUGAAUUUUUAUUGUUACCUAUCGGAGGAUUAAUUUUUCAAUUAUGUGCGUGCUGGGCUGGAGCAGCAAAGAGAAGAAAUUCUGAUAUUUUAUUGUCGAUUUUAUGGAUUUGUAUAAUUAUACUUACAUCUUUUAAAGAAUAUAAAUUACUCAAAACAGAUCUUCACAACGAUUGGUUUUCUCUCGAAUAUGUAACUCAAUACCAUGCGGUCAUUUGCUUUGCAUUAAUAAUAGGCUUUAUGAAUAUUACACCCAAAUCGAAUAUUAAAGUAAGGGAAGAUCACUUUAAGAAAAUAGAAACAAAUGUAAAAAAUUCUGAAGCACAAAUAUUUCCUGAAAUCGAAAUAACAAAUAGUACACAGAAGCUUGUUAAACAAGUAGAUACAGAUUUAAAUGAAACUGCCAAUUCUUCAGUGAACAUGACCAAAUAUUUAAUGACUCCUGUUUCUGUUGAUAUUCCUGAUCCUAUUGGUACAACACUAUCAACAACUGGUCCAGAAUUAUCUAAAUUAUCUAAAUUAUCGACAUUAACGAACAAUUUAGAUAUUCGUUCUACUUUACAAUUCAAAAAUAAUCAAUUAGAUAAUUCUGAAUUAGACGAUAGCAUGAGUACACUCAGUAUAUUUUCAUCAGAUGAUAAUAUACAGAAAUGCCAAAAAAGAACACCUAAGAUAUUUGAAAAGAAAAUCUAUAGUACAGUUAGUCCUGAUCUAUUUAAAAAAUCAAAUAAUAUAUUGAGCAAAAGGAAUAUUUUAUCACCGCCUAAAUUAAGAUCAGUAACACAAACAUCGUGGGUUGCUGGUGGAUAUUGGCAAGAAGGCAUGGAUACCCCAUCAUUAUCAAGAUCAUCCAGUCAAAGUUCUGGUUUUGGUUCAGUCGGUUCUAACUGUGCUCCUUCUAGAGAACCCUCCAUUCACGAAUUGGAUCAAUGUUCUAUUAUUUCGGACGCAUCAUUGUCAUAUUAUGGUCAAAAGCAAAACACUGUAAAAUCAGUUAAACGUUUUUGUCAACCUAUACAAUCGUAUUCUUUUAUAAAACCGAAAAAUCCAACGUGCCAUCAAACAUUGAAAUUCUCGCAAAAUCAUUUGUUACCUCAGCAAAUCUUAACGCCACAUUUUACAAAGAACAAUGCUAAUUAUGAUGAGUGUUGUUUGCAACAGUCAAAAAUCUGCACAGAUGAUAUGGAAAAUUUAAUGAACACACAACAAAUAAUUCAUCAACCUUAUAAAACAGUAUCAAAUAAUACUUUUUGGUUACAUGCGUUGUUGUGUGGCUCGCUUUUAUUAAAUAUUCUGGCAGUUUGUACAACUUUGUUGCGUUAAGAAAAUAUCGUUAGUAUCAUUAGUAAGAGAUCGAUUUUUAUUUUUUGUCAAUAAUUUUUUUUUCCACUAUUUACCGUUACCACAGAACGUAAUUUAUCUAUUCGCUAUCAAUAGAUAGCGUAGCAUAUACUGCCAAUAUAUCAUAACAUAUUAAUAAAAGCCUGAUAAUUAUCUAAAUAAGCAUUUAAGAAAUGUCUUCGUACAAAGUAAAACUUUGUACAUGUAAUUAGAGUAUUGUUUUUAUACAUCAUAUGAUAUUUACGUAUUUGAUAUACAAAUAAUUUUGAUGCAUCUGUAAAUCAUGAAAUUUGUGAUAUGAUGAAAGGAAGAAAAAAAGAAUAUAAUGUGUUCAAUCAAGAUAUUAUAAUUAAAAAAAAUUAUUAUAUUUACUUUUUACUACUCUAUAAGGAUUUCCUACUUUUUUUAUUCUUAUCGAUAUUGACUUAUGUUUUGUGUGUUUACAUAAUGCUUACAAAAAAAAAAAUUUAUUUUGUGCAGUUACACAAGUUCAUUGUUAAUAAUAAUUAAUAUA